CCACCGCACUGGCAUACCGUGGUUCGUUACGAUCCCCUUCGUACGUCGUUUCGUACUGAACCUCUCACAGUCAUCAGCGAAGUCACAUUUCGACUAGUGCUAGUGUGCAGUGCGGACAGAGUCAGGCGUUACCUUUUGGCCCCCCAAUUAAAAAAGAUCGACCGUUAUUUCCGAUAACGGGGGCCCUGGGCCUGACCGAUCAGAAAUCAUAUAUACGAAUACAUUUCGAAAAGGAUAGAGAGAAAGAGAAAGAAAGAAAGAAAGAAAGAAAGAAAGAAAGAAAGAAAGAAAGAAAGAAAGAGAGGGAGAGAAAGAGGGAGAGAGAGACAGAGCGCGCGAGCGACCGAGCGAGCGAGCGAGGUGUCCGCGAGGGAGAGAUCGUCGCGUGCCGGCCGACCGAACCGUCGACGGGCGCGCACGCGGUAGAGAGACCCACACAGGGCAGUUUUAUAGCCCGUCUUAUUACCCCGGUUUAUUGCGUCGUAACAGUUUAACGAUCAUCGCCUGUUUUCCGCCGCCUAGACCACGCCGGUUUACAAUCUCGUCGGUAGCCAGUAUCCAUAACAAACCCAUAAAAGUCGGCCCCCGCCGCUGCCAUGAGUCCCACUCUGAAUUACAAUCCUACGGCCUACUGACAUUGACACUGUGGGUGCAAUCCGCCGCCGCUGACGCCGCAGACCGUACCUAAGCGACCUACCUACCGAUGACUUUUAUGAUCUCAUAAAAGCGGUUUAAUGCCCGUUUGCUCGUCCCUCGUCGACGCUGUCACCUGUCGCAGCCCGCGUCGAACGGCGUAUCGGUGGUGCACGGACCGAGGCGUUCACGUAUCGCCUUUUGGCGCGAACCAGCCGAACACGGAACAGGAAACGACCAAGGAACAACACGUAUCCCGUGGAACGUGUGCAGAUCGGUGAACGGACAUCGUCUGGAAUCAAAUCGUCGUGGUCGGGGCACGGACUAGUAAAUCGCUCCGACUAGACGCGUGUGCUCCACGGCGAAUUUCCUUCUAUCCCGGGGGUAACGGACAGUUCCCGGUAGAGGUGGUUGCUUAAAGUCUCCGACCUACGGUUCUUCUCGAGUGCCGGUGUUUCAGUGCAAGUGAUUCAAAAUACCCGGGAUAAUGAACUCGUAUUUUGAGCAGACUGCGGGUGGCUUCUACGGGAGCCACCACCAUCAAACGGGAGCCGCCAGCCAGCACCAUGAUCCAGCCACAGCAGCGGCCUACCGAAGUUUCCCCCUUGGCCUGGGAAUGUCGCCUUACGCGUCUACUCAGCAUCAUCAUCACACCUCGUCGUCGUUGGGCAUACACCCCGGCGGUGGUACCAACACGAGGCCGCCCCAAGAUUCCCCGUACGACGCGAGCGUCGCGACGGCCUGCAAAUUGUACUCGACGACACCGGAGGCGACCGGACACACCACGUCCUCGUACUCGACCACGGCCACCAAGGAUUGCAAACAGCAGGACCAGGCGGCUGCUCAUCAGAAUGGUUACGCGGCGGUGAUGGCAGCCGCGGCCGUCAAGGACGUUUGGCAGUCAGCGACCUCCGGGGCUAACAGCCAGAGCAAUUCGGUCGUGCGCCCUUCCGCGUGUACUCCAGAAGGCACGAGGGUUGGUAGCUACGGUGGUCUCGUGGGCGGCGACCCGGCAUCGAGUCCCGGUAACAACAGUUCCUCGAGGUCCCUCACGUCGUCCUGGAACACCUGCAGUUUGAACUCGUCCGCGAGCCAACCGGUUGCCACGCAACUACAUCAGCAACCCAACGCCAGCCAUACCUUCUACCCCUGGAUGGCUAUAGCAGGUAAGGAAGAUAUUGCUAAGCCGCAUUGGACAUGGUUGCAAGGGGCGAACGGAAUGCGCAGGCGCGGCCGACAGACCUACACGCGCUACCAGACGCUCGAGCUCGAGAAGGAAUUCCACACGAACCACUACCUCACCAGGCGGAGGCGGAUCGAGAUGGCACACUCGCUCUGCCUGACGGAACGGCAGAUCAAGAUCUGGUUCCAGAAUCGGCGGAUGAAGCUGAAGAAGGAGAUACAGGCGAUCAAGGAGCUGAACGAGCAAGAGAAGCAGGCGCAGGCCGAGCGAGCGAGCGCUCGCGCGGCCGUGUUUCUGUUGCAUUGUUUCGCGCGCUCAUUAAAUCGCGCAUUGAUAGCGGGGCCGCAUUAA
Molecule: messenger RNA, 2167 nt
Organism: Nomia melanderi (Alkali bee)
Lineage: Eukaryota; Metazoa; Arthropoda; Insecta; Hymenoptera; Halictidae
Source: RefSeq, a predicted model, not a curated record